ACCGCCAACCCGCUCCCCUUUGCCUCCUUCUCCAAUCACCGCAACCGCUGGCCUCCUUCCGCCAUCCUGCAUUGUUCCACCACUCUGUUGUCCCUUCUCUUUUUACACAAAAAUGUGCGAAGGGGCUUCUUCCACAAAAGCCUCAACGGCGUUUCGGAGAACGUUGAUCUGCAGCAAAAAAGAUAUGGAUGUUGAUACAUUUGAUUAAUCGAGUCUCUCUUUUGGGGAAAAUGUUUCCGAGGGAUUGACUUCCAUGAUGAAUUUCGGCGGGUCGUUGGUGGCGUCGACGGAGAGAAUGAUAGAGGUUGCUCAUCUCAUCCUCAGCUUUCCUGAGGAAAGGCCCAUUGUUGUUCUCACCUCCAUGGGAAAGACUACGAACAAGCCCCUCCGUGCAGGAGAGAAAGCUCCAGGCUGCGGAUACUGUAACGUGAUGAAGAUUGAAGAUCUGCACUAUACAAAGAAACAUCAUCUUAGGGAAGAAGGUUCGAUCAUCAGUCAAACAAUUAUGUGAGUUUUUUCGGAAAGGAAAACAUUGUGGGCGUGUCUAUGUCUUGUGUUAUGCCAAUCCCAAACACAAGCAUCGACAAGGAGUAUCUACAUUUGCAUUCGGAGUUCCUUCACCAUCGUAUGUUUCUAUGAUUUUGCAUAGCCUUUUUCAAUCAUGCAAUUGUUAUGAAUGGUUCUUUUGCUUUCAAACUAAACAUAUGUUGCAAGAAACCAUAGCAUCAGUGUUUACAAAAUUGAGUAAAAUAUGAUCUUUUUAUGUACACACUUUCUAUAUAUUUUGUCUCGUUGUAUUUAAUCACCCACUGCAUGGAUCUCUCAAACAGUAGAUUCCAUUUGUGUUAUCCUCCUAUAUUUCCCCCAACAUUAACAUUGAGAGAAGGAUGGAUAGUGGAUGAGAUAAAUCGAUCUCAAUUUGAUUGAAAUUACUUAAUAUUGUUAUCAAUUUAUUGUGUGUUGAAUGAAUUGGACUCAGAGACACAACAUUGUUGCCGAAAAUGGUUAAUAUUAUUUAGGCUAUAUUUUCUACAUGCUAGUAUGGAAUCAAAACGAUUUGAAUGGUCAUUUCAAGAACUUGACUAUUGGUAUUAUAAAUAUUGUAGCAGCAUGUGUGAAUUUACUUAUGUUUUGCUUGAUUUCAUUAUUUUUCCCCUAUAUUAUUGUCUGUGCUUGACCUCGUUCGACACAGAGAUACAAUACUGUUGUGUAUUACAUAUUUAUCUGGAAAUGUUGUUUGUAUUUUAUGUUUGUUGUUGGGGAUCCAUUUUAUGAUAGAAUUAUUAUUGUUGGCUAGCACUUUGAGCAGA
Messenger RNA from Andrographis paniculata, 1310 nucleotides. RefSeq names its product aspartokinase 2, chloroplastic-like. NCBI's taxonomy places the organism in Eukaryota, Viridiplantae, Streptophyta, Magnoliopsida, Lamiales, Acanthaceae. Bases 254 to 511 code for a protein of 85 amino acids. Gene Ontology annotation, cellular component: chloroplast stroma. The transcript has 3 exons. The record is from RefSeq and is a predicted model, not a curated record.